Molecule: messenger RNA, 1306 nt
Organism: Syzygium oleosum
Lineage: Eukaryota; Viridiplantae; Streptophyta; Magnoliopsida; Myrtales; Myrtaceae
Product: 12-oxophytodienoate reductase 7-like
Exons: 5
Coding region: 146-919 (257 amino acids)
Biological process (GO): jasmonic acid biosynthetic process; oxylipin biosynthetic process
Cellular component (GO): peroxisome
Molecular function (GO): FMN binding; oxidoreductase activity
Source: RefSeq, a predicted model, not a curated record
CGGGCUUUCCCAAACGUUAUCUUCUCUAUUUGUCGUUCUCUUCUUCUGUUUUAUCUGAACCAAAAAUAGCAACGACAAACCUCUUCAGUCCAUACACGAUGGGCAAAUUCAACUUCUCACACAGGUGGUGGUGCUUGCGCCUCUGAUGAGAUGCCGAGCCUUGAACGGAGUGCCGCAGCCGGCGUUGGCUGAGUAUUACAGGCAGCGGUCGACGGAGGGAGGCCUUCUCAUUACAGAAGCCACCACCAUCUCUCAAGAGGGAAUUGGGUUUCCACAUGUUCCUGGAAUUUACACCGAAGAACAAAUCGAAGCAUGGAGGAAAGUGGUGGAUGCUGUUCAUGCCAAGGGCGGUCUAAUCUUCUGUCAAUUGUGGCACGCGGGUCGGGCAUCCCAUAAAAUAUAUCAGCCUGGUGGGGGUGCACCAAUUUCGUCAACCAACAGGUCCAUAUCGGAGAAUUGGAAAGUAUUCAUGCUUGAUGGAACCCAAGACAAUUUCUCCAAACCUCGAGCCUUGGAUACAUGUGAAAUUCCGAAGGUUGUCGAGCAAUUUCGUCAGGCAGCAAUCAACUCCAUCCGAGCAGAUUUUGAUGGGAUCGAGCUCCAUGCAGCACAUGGCUAUCUCAUUGAUCAAUUCCUGAAGGAUGCAAUCAACAAUAGAACUGAUGAAUAUGGCAGUUCAGUUGAGAAUAGAUGCAGAUUCUUGAUGGAGAUCGUUCGAGCAGGAGUUGCAGCUAUUGGCAAUGAUCGAGUUGCAAUUAGAAUUUCGCCUAUAUCCAAUUAUAUCGAUGCCAUGGAUUCUGAUCUACUCAACCUAGGACUCAUGGUGAUCGAACAACUUAACACGUUCCAAGCUGAUAUGGGAUUGAAACUCGCUUAUCUCCAUGUAACUCAAUUGCGAGUCAUGCCAUAUCUUGAAUAAAUUGGUACAAAAGAUGAAGAUGCCAAGUUCAUGCGGACUCUAAGAAGAGCUUAUCAAGGUACAUUUAUGUUAGCCGGCGGGUCCACUCGAGAGCUAGGGAUGAGGGCCGUGACUAACGGUGAUGUGGAUUUGAUAUCGUACGGUCGAACUUUCAUUUCUAAUCUUGAUGUAGUAUAUAGGUUCAAGAUUAAUGCACCAUUAAAUGAUUACGUUCGAGAGACCUUUUAUACUCAUGACCCUGUUGUUGGAUACACAGACUAUCCUUUCCUUAACCAAGAAAGUAAUGGCGAGGACUCUCAUAUGACAAAAGUGUGUUCUUGAGAGAACUAGAUCUGUAUUAAGCGUUUGAAUGAGGGGUAAAAGUACUUGGUGUAUCCGACGGAUGCU